This is a messenger RNA of Aedes albopictus (Asian tiger mosquito), 1299 nucleotides long. RefSeq names its product tryptophan--tRNA ligase, mitochondrial (gene TrpRS-m). Gene Ontology annotation, cellular component: mitochondrial matrix; mitochondrion. Bases 119 to 1246 code for a protein of 375 amino acids. NCBI's taxonomy places the organism in Eukaryota, Metazoa, Arthropoda, Insecta, Diptera, Culicidae. The record is from RefSeq and is a predicted model, not a curated record. Gene Ontology annotation, molecular function: tryptophan-tRNA ligase activity; ATP binding. The transcript is spliced from 3 exons. Gene Ontology annotation, biological process: mitochondrial tryptophanyl-tRNA aminoacylation.
GACAGUAAACGUCAAGCAAAACGAUCGUAAAUAUUUGGGAGCCGGCCGAGAUUGAACGUGCGAAAUUUUCUACUGGCAAUCCUCGAUUGAAGAAUUAAAAUCUAGAAAUUUACAAAAAAUGUAUCGAAGAUCGUUAUGUUGUGCUCCAAAAAUACUACAUCUGACUAAACGGCAUGCCUCCAGCCAGGCAGAGUCCCCACCGUCGUGGCCGCGAAAGAUUUUCUCCGGUGUUCAACCGACCGGUGCACUCCACAUAGGCAACUACCUCGGGGCCAUCAAGCGCUGGGUCGAUCUGCAGGAUGCCGGCGAAGAUGUAACCUACUGCAUAGUGGACCUACAUUCAAUCACUCUGCCGCAGGAUCCGCAAGUGCUCCGGCAAAACAGUCUCCAGAUGGCCGCCACCCUGCUGGCCUGUGGGAUUGACCCUUCCAAAGCGACGCUUUUCCUCCAGUCGGGCGUUCCUCAGCACGCGGAGCUCUCGUGGAUUUUGGGCUGCAUGACCACGAUGGCCAGGCUGACGCACCUGCCACAGUACAAGGAAAAGUCCGGCAAGCUAAAGGAGGUCCCACUGGGAUUGUACAUCUAUCCGGUGCUGCAAGCGGCGGAUAUAAUGUUGUACAAAGCAACACACGUUCCGGUUGGGGAAGAUCAGAUCCAGCAUUUGCAGAUGGCACAGUCGUUGGCCAGGGCGUUCAACAAUCGGUUCGGGGUGACGUUCCCUUCCUGCAAUCCCAUAAUUUCCGACGACACCAGUUGCCGAGUGAAAUCUCUGCGAGAUCCAACGAAAAAAAUGUCCAAAUCUGACCCUGACCCCAAAGCGUGCAUCAUGCUGACUGACGCGCCGAAAGCAAUCACGGAGAAAAUCAAAAAAUCCGUUACCGAUUUCACGUCCGAGGUGACAUUUGAACCGGAGACCCGACCCGGUGUGGCCAACCUGAUAACGAUCCACUCGCUGGUCAGCGGAUGUACGCCACAGCAGAUUUGUGAUGCAACCAGAGGGCUAAACACCGGCCAGUACAAGCAGCACGUGGCCGAUGCCUUGGUGGCGCAUUUGAAUCCGAUCAGAGAGAACAUCGAGCGGUAUAUGGCCGAUCCGGAGUAUCUGGCGGGGAUUAUCGAGGAUGGUUGCGAAAGGGCGAAGGUUAUUGCAGAAAAGACGCUCGUCGAAGUCAAGGACAAAGUGGGGAUGAAUGGGUUUAGUUUGGCACGAACGCAAAGGUUACUCAACGAAAUGAAAGGUAAGUAAAUUGUGAAAAACGUAGCGUAUUACAAUAAAUGUGAUGUUAUGUUGAAUAUUAA